Messenger RNA from Papaver somniferum (opium poppy), 1466 nucleotides. Its product is annotated as E3 ubiquitin-protein ligase CIP8-like. Gene Ontology annotation, cellular component: cytoplasm. The coding region runs from base 56 to 1240 and encodes 394 amino acids. Lineage: Eukaryota; Viridiplantae; Streptophyta; Magnoliopsida; Ranunculales; Papaveraceae. Gene Ontology annotation, biological process: protein ubiquitination. Gene Ontology annotation, molecular function: ubiquitin protein ligase activity. The record is from RefSeq and is a predicted model, not a curated record. The transcript has a single exon.
AAGCUUUCGAUUUUCUCUCUCUACCAUAUCUUGUUCGGUCUUUCACAGAAUCACCAUGGCCGAAACCUCACCACCACCACCGCCACCCAGAGCAACGGUGGCGCAAAACUCAGCAUCGACAGAUCCUGAGGCUUUAGAAUACUGGUGUUAUCAGUGUGACAAACGAGUCUCAAUAGAAACCGUAACAGAUCUUCCUGAUAUUAUCUGUUUUGAAUGUAAAAACGGAUUCGUUGUUUCAAUCCCAUCUGCUCCUGCAGCUCCUCCAACUCCUCCUAGAUCUUUAAAUCGAAGUCAUGAUUCAUCUUUCAGUAAUCAAUUUCUUCAAGUACUUAGAUUGAUGGCUCAAGCUGCUCGUGUUGAUGAUUAUCAUUCUCUUUCACCGCCACAACAACCGCCAUUAACAACCACGACGACGACAACAACAGAUCCAGUAGCAGAUCCGUCUGAAUCGGAUGAUUUCCUUCGUAUCGAACUUGAUGGAUGGGAACAUGAUGAAGGAGAUGACGAAAUUGAAUUUGGUAACACGGAAUUUGAUAGAUCUGAUUAUGAAUUUGAACACGAGGAAGAAGAAGAAGAAGAAGAGGAUGAAGAUGAGAACGAUAACGAAGAUGUUAAUGAUGAGGAGCCUCCUCAUCAAGAUGAAGAUGAUCGUAGAAGACGUCGUGAGAUUCUUCGACUGCGAAUCAGAGAUAUUGCUUCCCGCACAGGCAGUGGAAGUGGAAGGAAUCGAAUUCUUGAUUGGUCUGAAAUUAUGAUGGGAUUAGUAGAUAACGCUGUUGAAUUACGAGUUGAAAUGUUAGAUUCAUCUGAUGGAUAUAUAGGUAAUCCAGAAGAUUAUGUUGAUGCAGCAGGAUAUGAAGCUUUAUUACAGAAUUUAGCAGAAACUGAAGGAAGUGUGAUUAGAGGAGCACCACCAGCAUCAAAAUCAGCAGUAUUAGGAUUAGAAGAUGUGGUAAUUGGAGUAGAAGAAGAAGGUUUAGUCUGUGCUGUAUGUAAAGAAUCAAUGCCUGCUGGUGAAAAAGCAAAGAAAUUACCUUGUGAGCAUAGUUACCAUGGUGAUUGUAUCGUUCCUUGGUUGAGCACAAGGAAUUCUUGUCCAAUUUGUAGGUUUGAACUACCUACUGAUGAUCUUGAAUAUGAAGAAGAGAAGCAGAAGAAGAUAAAGAAAUCAGUGUCUGUUUCUAAUUCCGGCUGUGGUGGUCGUGGUGAAACUUCUGGGUCCAAUUCUGUAUCAGAUUAGUCGGGAAACUGGUAAUUACUGAAUGCUUAAUCUUGAUUUCAAUUCGAAUUAAGAAAACCAAAUGAAAAUAAGACUUAUUAUGAGAUUUAUUAUGUGCUCAUUUUUAUGUUCUCGUCAAUGUAAAUAUUAUGUUUCUCUUUAUAAUUUGUCUUGUUUUGCUGACAAUGAGAAAACCCUUGAAUGAAAUAGUACCUGUAUGCAAUCUACCAUUUACAUUUUUGUUGCA